Sorex araneus (European shrew) is the source of this 871-nucleotide messenger RNA. RefSeq names its product cystatin B (gene CSTB). The coding region runs from base 468 to 764 and encodes 98 amino acids. Gene Ontology annotation, molecular function: cysteine-type endopeptidase inhibitor activity. NCBI's taxonomy places the organism in Eukaryota, Metazoa, Chordata, Mammalia, Eulipotyphla, Soricidae. Gene Ontology annotation, cellular component: cytosol. The record is from RefSeq and is a predicted model, not a curated record. The transcript has 3 exons.
CAAGGCGGCCCGAGUGGCCGAGCCGGGCGCCGUGAGCGGGGCUGCCUCCAGCACCCAGAGGGCAGAGCCAGGGGCCUGUGCGCUGGGGACAGUGCUCGCGGGGCGCAGAGGCCUGAGCGCAGCCAAGACCCCGAGCUGGAGCAGCCGCCCAGGGAGGUGCCGCCGGGCACUGCGCCCUCCCGCCCACUGCGUCGGAAAGAGCGAGGCGGGAGCCGGGCGGCGGGGGGCGCUUGCCUUUACGUGGCGGACCCAGGUUCGAACCCCGGCGACCCACGGGGUCCCCGGAGUCCCCCCAGGAGUGAGCCCUGAGCACAGAGCCAGGGCCGGGCCGUAAGGGCGGGGCCCCACGUGACUGCGCCCACAUGACCGCGCCCACGUGACCGCGCCGCAGGCGGGCGGGGCGGGGCGGCGGCGCCGGGUGGUCCAGCGCGUCCCGGAGCCCGCGACAGACCGCGCCAGCCGCCACCAUGAUGUGCGGGGCCCCCACCGCCACGCAGCCCGCCACCCCCGACACCCAGGCCAUCGCCGACCAGGUCAGGGCCCAGCUGGAGGAGAAGGAGAACCGGAAAUUCAGCACCUUUAAGGCCGUGGAGUACAAGUCCCAGGUGGUGGCUGGAAGGAACUACUUCAUCAAGGUUCAGGUGGACGAGGACGAGUUCGCACAUCUCCGAGUGUUCCAGAGCCUCCCGCACGAGAACAAGCCCUUGGUCCUGUCCAGCUACCAGACAAGCAAAGCCCGGCACGAUGAGCUGACCUACUUCUAGGUGCAGCCGCAGCAGAAUCAGGCCCUGCCCCCGCCAUGUGACCCACUCCGAGUCACUCUGAUGCUGUGUUCCCUCGAAAUACCUAUUUUUUAAAUUUCUGCAAAUAA